AAAUGACUACAUCCAUUGAGCAGCAAUUGUUACCAACUGCCUGCUCUGUAGACAUGACUUCUGCGAUUGGCUCAUAUCUCCCUCCACCACUGCCUGCAUUCUCUACUUCAACCAUGUCUGAUCUCUGCGAUCCUCAUGCUGUUCAGUACUCGAAUGCAAUGUACAAUCGCAGACCUUCUUUGGCACUUGCUACAGACUUGUCUUCUCCACCACUGCUGUCUGACUCUGCUUUCCAUGCCAAUGGCAUCGACAAUCCUGUGGACGCGCAGCAUCACCAAGCUCUGUUUAACUUUGCCCAGACUGCUGCUGCCAGCAUUCAAACUCUUCCUCUGGAUUCAUCUCAGCUUGCCUUUGCUUCUCAUAUGGCUGCAAACUCCACAACUCCUACUUCCACAACUGCAUUAGGUCGCACAGUCUCUGAAUCAUUGAGACCCAUGCUUCCUGUCACUUCUCAACGAAGACAGUCCAUGUCUCAUUCUACUUCGCCUGCACUCGACCAUCUGCAACAGGACUCGUUUACUUCCAACUCUAAUGCUCGUCCAACCAUUCCUUACUCCUCCAUAAUCACCCAUGCUAUCGAAGGAAGUGCAAGUCGUCAACUCACUCUCAAUGGCAUUUAUAACUUUGCAAUGGAACAGUAUCCUUACUUUAAAACCGCUGGUUCGGGCUGGAAGAACUCUAUUCGACACAACCUCUCUUUAAACAAAAACUUUGUACGAGUUGCUCGUCCUGCAAAUGAACGAGGAAAAGGUGCCUACUGGACUCUUUCUUCCACUUCGUUCCCAAAAAAAGGUAGAAGUCGUCAUAGAUCGGUUAGUGAUCCAAAUCGCGGCAUUGCCCAGGGGAUUAUAUCUUCAAUGAAAAAUGGCGACGGAACUUCGCCGCUAGAGUCUGGUCACGGAACUCCAGUCUCUCAGUUUGAAGCCAUUUCUAACCAGCAAUCCAUGUUAUCUCAGCAGUCUCAGUCGGGUCAAUUGCAAUCUCAACAGCUUGGAUACCAUUUGAUUCCUACCGAAUUAUUUCCUCGGGGUUCACCAGAUUUUACUGCUGGCAUGAAUUCAUUUGAUAAGCAUCAAACUAUGAUGGACCCGCUCCGAUCUUUUCAGGACAAUCUAAACUCCACUUCAAUUUCUGGAUCCACUAGCAUCCACACUUUAGAUAACAUCGGUGCCAUACACACAUCCAUUGGUCAACUUGCCAACACAGCAGCCGUUAAUGGUGAACCCAUCGGGCAGGGUCGCCACCCUUCUUUGCUGCGUCGUCACACGUAUCAGAAUGGGCGGACAUUACCUCCUGAAAUCGUUGGAUUACGGCGCACUUUGGACGGAAAUAUACAGUUUGGUUCAUCUGGAUUAUUUGAGUCAGAAUAUGACAACACUGUUGCAAAUGGCGCUAUGAAUCAGGGAAUGACUACACCUGUUGCAGGAACCACUGCCACCAUGGAAACAGCCACAUCUCCUACCGCAUUGGCCAAUGCCGCUGUUGCUCAUUCUGCAAUGCAACAAAGAUUUGCUCGUGCACGAUCUGCGUCGUUCCACUAUCUGCCAGGAUUCUUUCCUUCUCAACUGUCGUAUCAUGAUUUGGGAUUGGCUCAUGGUAACAACCAGGUCAUGUACGAUUCUCAUGGAGCUAUGCAUGACCCAAAAUACAUCAACGAGAUUAUCACAGAAGAAGAAGGUCACACUAUGCAGUCUGGAGCAAUGUUCCAGCCUAAUUUCUUUAAUGGAGAUCCAUCCAAUUUAAUCAAAAGUGAUGCUAACAAUCUGAAUGUUCGGGUCAAUCCUACCGGUGUUGUUGGCAGUGGAGGAUUUAAUAACCAGCAACAGACAUGGUUGGGUGCACCCAGCCAGGAACACAGUUAUAACGAUCUUUCCAUGACAGCCUUCCCCGACACCAAUAGCUCUGUAGGUUUAAUUAAUCCUUCUAUAUCCCAACAGUCUACUGCUGGAUACUUUUCAUAUCAGAGAAACGCAUCAGAUCUGGAAGGCUUGUCAGAACUUCCCGAGGAGUCUGAAGUUACAAAUAUUUAUAAUAUGAAACCCAAUGAUCGGCAAUCAAUCGGGGCAGGUGUAGCUGCAACCUCUGCUGCAACAACGUUCAAUGAGCAGCGCCGAAACACAGUUUCCGCCAUGCCAGACCAAUCAGGAUUUCCCAUGAAUCUGCAGCGAAGGACAUCAUUUCAACAGGGCACGCCCAUGUCGCAGUUUGCUCUACCAGGUCAUAUUGCACAGCCUCCACAGUUGACGGAAGGGCUUGCGGGUGUACCUGGUCGACUGGAGUUGGGUCAGCGUGGAAAUGCAGAGGGUUAUUCAUGGGAAGGUUAUGCAUAG
Messenger RNA from Batrachochytrium dendrobatidis JAM81, 2330 nucleotides. RefSeq lists its product as uncharacterized. The transcript is spliced from 2 exons. Gene Ontology annotation, molecular function: DNA-binding transcription factor activity, RNA polymerase II-specific; RNA polymerase II cis-regulatory region sequence-specific DNA binding. Gene Ontology annotation, biological process: regulation of transcription by RNA polymerase II. The record is from RefSeq and is a predicted model, not a curated record. The coding region runs from base 3 to 2330 and encodes 775 amino acids. Lineage: Eukaryota; Fungi; Chytridiomycota; Chytridiomycetes; Rhizophydiales. Gene Ontology annotation, cellular component: nucleus.